Messenger RNA from Gastrolobium bilobum, 613 nucleotides. RefSeq lists its product as uncharacterized. Lineage: Eukaryota; Viridiplantae; Streptophyta; Magnoliopsida; Fabales; Fabaceae. Bases 1 to 411 code for a protein of 136 amino acids. The transcript is spliced from 3 exons. The record is from RefSeq and is a predicted model, not a curated record.
AUGAAUACAAAAAGAGAAAAAAGAGUGAUAGGUCUGGCCGGGUUAAAAAGAAUAAAGGUGCCAUUUCGGCAUAGGAGGAAGAGCAAGAAGAAGAAGAAGACACCACCAACACCAAGAGUCAAAGACAAGUUAAUGGAUAUUUGGCACAACAUGAUUUUUCCUGUUAGGCGUGUCUGGCUUGCUCUCUCUUCUCGCCUCAAACCUCGCAAAAACGGAGUAGGACUGCUGAAGCUUCAGGAUGAUGUACAGACAUGUGGAUAUCAGGAUGUGCAAGUGAUGUGGGAAAUGCUAAAAAGAACCGAAAGUGAAGUUAUAGACAAUCACCAUAAGCGCAAGCAAUUGCCGUUUUGGAGAAUUUUUGUAUGGUCCAACCAUAGUGAAGCUUCAUCAGAAUCUAGAAAUCACACUUAAGUUUUUCAUGUUUACAAAUAAAAUAGUCUGCAACAUUGCACCAUUGCAGACGCAUAAUUCUUGUUUACUAAAGCUAAAAGUCCCGAGUCACUAUGAUAACAAAAUCAUGAGGUUUCUCUAAUUGUACCACUGUACCUGUGACAGUAAUAUGUGAAUAUGCCAAUAGUUUGUCAAAAGUCACACCCAAUAUAUAGCUUUUGGG